Messenger RNA from Peronospora matthiolae, 669 nucleotides. The record is from the annotation of a GenBank genome assembly. Lineage: Eukaryota; Oomycota; Peronosporomycetes; Peronosporales; Peronosporaceae.
AUGCACUCGCGUCGACCCGAGACCUUGAAGAUUGACAUCUCCAAGUAUAGGGGAGUCGAAGAGGACCCCCUCUUGAGAUGGUUCGUCGAAUUGGAUGACGCCAUAAGGGCGCGUCGCAUCGACGACGGGGAUAUGCAAGCUGCAUUUGUCCGGACUAAUCUGGCAGGACGUGCCAAGACUUGGGCACUGGGGCUUAAGCUGCACGACCCAUAUGCGUUUGUGUCGUUGGAAGUCUUCAAGUCGCGGCUCAGACAAACGUUUGAACCGCCUAGAGCUGAGUUCAGAGCUCGAACUGAACUCUUGAAGCUCGAACAAGAACAAGCCAUUUUCAUUGUGGUACAGGAAGACUUCAGUCUGAGACAGGCUCGCGCCAGCUCGACAUCAUAUCGUCCACCGAGACGAUAUGACAGCGGAGGUCCAAAGCCGAUGGAAAUCUGUUAUGUAGAGAGCGAGAAGGCUCGCUCUACAGACUACAAGAAGUUGCAGAAAUGCAACAGACGUCAAAAGACAGGACACUACGCUCACGAGUGUAGUGCUCCUCGUCCAGUGUCUCGCAACACUGGGCGUAAUGACCGUCCACCCAUGAGAAAGGGGCAGGAACGCGGGUCCGAUGUUGGUGCAAAGACGCAACAACGGGUAGGACCGUCAAAAAACGGACAGGAUCAGUAG